Molecule: messenger RNA, 4143 nt
Organism: Lates calcarifer (barramundi perch)
Lineage: Eukaryota; Metazoa; Chordata; Actinopteri; Centropomidae
Gene: fmnl2a
Product: formin-like 2a
Biological process (GO): cortical actin cytoskeleton organization; cell migration; regulation of cell shape
Cellular component (GO): cytosol
Molecular function (GO): actin filament binding; small GTPase binding
Source: RefSeq, a predicted model, not a curated record
UUGGGAGCUACGCCCCAAGAAGAAGUGGGAGGCUUGCCCCUGAAAGGGUUCAUCGUAGGGAGGGAUGAGAGUGUGUGCAGUCGCGGAGUGUGUGGUGUCAGACUGUGUGUGAGUGUGUGUGUGUGUGUGUGUGUGUGAGGGACCCCCCCCCCCCCCUCCUCCAUUGUCCUCCUCCUCUUCCUUAACUAGCUGGUCAGCAGUAGAGGGAUUAGGAAAGCCAGCCCUGCUCACUCACUACUAACAGACGGGGGAUUGCAAUAAGCGUGAAUCAUGCCCGUCGUCAUUACUACCGACUGGGAGUGGAGCCGAAAUUGUGCAAGAUACGGAUAACAACGAAGGAAAGGUCCGUGUGGAUCCAGUCAAGUUUCCAGGUCUCGUCUUUCUGCCGUGAAAAUGCCUCACCGGGGGCUCUGCUGCUGCUGCUGCUGCCGCCGCUGCCGCUGCUGCUCGGACUCGUCGCAUUCUGCUUCCCCCCCUCACAUGUGCUUUACGUUGAAGAAGUGACCAGGAUAAAAUCUGUUAAGGGAGCCCGGGAGAGCGACUCAGCAAAAAAAAAAAAAAAAAAAAAAAAAAAACUAAAAGGGUGUGCGGAUAUUUUCCUUUUUCGCCGCUGAGGAGAUUUACUCGAGUGGACGUGGGGUAAACAAAAAAAAAGUUGUUGUACUUGUUGGUCAAAGAAGAAAACAUGGGGAACGCAGGGAGCAUGGACCACCACACUGAUUUCAGAGGACACAACAUGCCUCUGAAACUGCCCAUGCCAGAACCAGGUGAACUGGAGGAAAGAUUUGCAAUCGUUUUGAACUCGAUGAAUCUUCCUCCAGACAAGGCGCGACUGUUGCGGCAAUACGACAACGAGAAGAAGUGGGAGCUCAUCUGCGAUCAGGAGCGAUUCCAAGUGAAAAACCCGCCUCACACGUACCUCCAAAAGCUGAGGAGUUAUCUAGACCCAGCAGUCACAAGAAAGAAAUUCAGACGGAGGGUUCAGGAGUCCACCCAAGUCCUGAGAGAACUGGAAAUUUCGUUACGGACCAAUCAUAUAGGGUGGGUGAGAGAAUUCCUAAAUGAAGAGAACAAAGGCCUGGACGUGCUGGUGGAGUAUCUUUCUUUUGCACAGUAUGCUGUCACGUUUGAUGGCGACAGUGUGGAAAAUAACCCGGAGGCUGCGAUGGAUAAGUCUAAGCCCUGGAGCCGCUCUAUUGAGGACCUGCAUGCAGGAAGCACCCUGCCAUCUCCCAUCACUGGGAAUGGCAUCACACGUACUGGGCGUCAUUCCACGUUACGUUGUAACACGCUGCCCAGCCGGCGAACGCUGAAAAACUCCAGACUGGUCUGUAAGAAAGACGACGUCCAUGUCUGCAUCAUGUGCCUGCGAGCCAUCAUGAACUACCAGUAUGGCUUCAACAUGGUCAUGUCACACCCACAUGCUGUGAAUGAAAUUGCACUAAGUCUCAACAAUAAAAACCCCAGAACUAAAGCUCUGGUCUUGGAGCUCCUGGCGGCAGUUUGUCUCGUGAGAGGAGGCCACGAAAUUAUUCUCUCUGCGUUCGACAACUUUAAGGAGGUGUGUAUAGAGACACAGAGGUUUGAGAAGCUAAUGGAGUAUUUCAAGAAUGAGGACAACAACAUUGACUUCAUGGUGGCGUGUAUGCAGUUCAUCAACAUUGUUGUGCACUCGGUGGAGGACAUGAACUUCAGAGUUCAUCUACAGUACGACUUCACCAAGCUGUGUCUGGACGACUACUUAGAUAAACUAAAGCACACAGAGAGUGACAAGUUGCAGGUUCAGAUCCAGGCGUACUUGGAUAAUGUCUUUGAUGUGGGAGCCCUCCUGGAGGAUGCGGAGACCAAAAACGCUGCCCUGGAGCGGGUGGAGGAGCUGGAGGAGAACAUGUCACAUAUGACAGAGAAGCUGCAGGACAUGGAGAACGAGGCCAUGUCCAAGAUCGUGGAGCUGGAGAAGCAGCUGAUGCAAAGGAACAAGGAGCUUGACUCCAUCAGGGAAGUCUACAAAGACACCAGCUCGCAGGUACACUCACUGCGGCAGAUGUUGAAGGAGAAGGAUGAGGCCAUCCAGCGACAGAGCAACCUGGAGAAGAAGAUUCACGAGCUGGAGAAGCAGGGCACCAUCAAGAUCCACAAGAAGGGAGACGGUGACAUCUCCAUCCUGCCCUCGCCGCCCUCUGGCGUGGAGGGUUUGCCGGGUGCCAUGAUUGGGGGAACCGGUGGGGCUGUUAGUCCAAACCACGUGGGAGUUGUAGCAGGCACGCCCGCUCCACCUCCGCCACCUCCUCCACCACCUCCGCUGCCAGUGAACGGCACAUUGCCAAACGGGCCAUCAUUAUCCAUUCCGCCAGCAGCCCCUCCCCCGCCUCCCCCACCGCCUCCUCCUCCACCUCCCCCUCCACCUCCAGGACCGGCCUCAGAAAUCUCUGCCCCUCUGCCUCCUCCGCCUCCUCCUAUGGCCCCCCCGCUGCCUGGCUGUGGGACGCCCACUGUCAUCAUGAACUCUGGCUUAGCAGCUGUUAAGAUCAAGAAACCGAUCAAGACAAAGUUCCGUAUGCCCGUCUUCAACUGGGUAGCCCUCAAACCAAACCAGAUCAACGGGACUGUCUUCAAUGAGAUCGAUGACGAGAGGAUACUCGAGGACCUCAACGUGGAUGAGUUCGAGGAGAUGUUUAAGACGAAAGCCCAGGGUCCGUCGAUUGACCUUACCACGAGCAAGCAGAAGGUCAUCCAGAAGGGGCCCAACAAGGUGACUCUGCUGGAUUCCAACAGGGCAAAGAACCUGGCCAUCACACUGAGGAAAGUGGGCAAGACACCCGAGGAGAUCUGCAAGGCCAUUCAGAUCUUCGACCUACGGACUCUGCCAGUGGACUUUGUGGAGUGUCUGAUGCGCUUCCAGCCCACAGAGAACGAGAUCAAAAUCCUGCGGCAGUUCGAAAAGGAGCGCAAGCCGCUGGAAAGCCUGACGGACGAGGACCGCUUCAUGAUGCAGUUCAGUAAGAUCGAACGGCUCAUGCAGAAGAUGACCAUCAUGGCCUUCAUCGGCAACUUCUGUGAGAGCAUUCAGAUGCUCACGCCGCAACUUCAUGCAGUCAUUGCAGCAUCAGUGUCCAUCAAGUCAUCACAGAAACUAAAGAAAAUUCUAGAGAUUAUCUUGGCACUUGGAAACUACAUGAACAGCAGCAAAAGAGGAGCGGUGUACGGAUUCAAGCUGCAAAGUUUAGACUUGCUACUUGAUACCAAGUCGACAGACCGCAAGAUAACAUUGUUACACUACAUAGCCAAUGUAGUGAAGGAGAAAUACUCGCAAGUUGCUCUCUUCUACAAUGAGCUGCACUACGUGGAGAAAGCUGCAGCAGUCUCGUUGGAGAACGUCCUGCUCACUGUUAAGGAGCUGCAGAGAGGCAUGGAGCUGACCAAACGAGAGUACAGCAUGCACGGCCACAACACCAUGCUCAAAGACUUCAUUGCACACAACGAAAGCAAGCUGAAAAAGCUGCAGGAUGAUGCCAAGAUUGCACAGGACGCCUUUGACGAGGCGGUGAAGUUCUUCGGGGAGAACUCCAAAACCACACCGCCGUCCGUCUUCUUCCCUGUGUUCGUGCGAUUCGUUAAGGCUUACAGGCAAGCAGAAGAGGACAACGAGCAAAGAAAGAGACAGGAGCAGAUUAUGAUGGAGAAACUGCUAGAACAAGAGGCCAUGAUGGAGGAAGACCAGAAGUCUCCGUCGCAUAAGAACAAGCGGCAGCAGCAAGAGCUGAUCCAGGAGCUCAGGAGAAAACAGGUGAAAGACAGCCGUCAUGUCUACGAAGGCAAAGAUGGCGCAAUUGAGGACAUCAUCACAGUGCUGAAGACAGUGCCCUUUACCGCCCGCACAGCCAAGCGCGGCUCACGGUUCUUCUGCGAGCCCGCCCUCAAUGAGGAGUACCAUUACUAAGCUUAUAGAACUCUCUCUCUUCUCAAAGAUUUGAGGAAUCAGCCUUACAGGCGAGCAGACGCUGUGCGGAGGAGUGUCAGGAGACGCUUUGAUGAUCAGAACCUGCGGCCGGAUGAACAACGGCGAAGUGGUCAUGUGACGAGGGAGCGGUGCAUGUGCGGGGAAUGGGGAGUCGGAAAGGUGGUGAGGAUGUGAAACGUAAA